AUGGCGAUUCCUCGUCUGCUUGCGUGUGUCUGCAUUCUGCUGAUAUUACAUACUGGAUGUUUGGGAAAUGAAGACAACAUUGAGAAAUGUUCUGUUAAACCAGAACAUUUAGAUGCACCAGACGCAAGUUGUGGUUGCAAAAUUAGUCGCCAGUCUUCAUCUGCAGAUAAUAGCCUGACUGAAGAAAAUACCCCGACAUUAAAUUCAAAAUCAGAUAACGCUGACGAUGAAACCACUAUUAAAGAUGAUAAUCUAAAUGCAAAUCCCAGAACUGAUGAGAUGGUUUACAUUCCUGGAGGUACUUUCACUAUGGGCACAAACGAGCCCGUUUUUGUUGCUGACGGUGAAAUGCCAGCUCGACAAGUGACCGUUCAUUCUUUUUACAUGGAUAGAUAUGAAGUCAGCAAUGCUGAAUUUGACAGAUUUGUUACAGCAAAAAGUUACAAAACAGAGGCUGAGAAAUUUGGAAAUUCAUUUGUAAUGGAUAUGUACAUUAGUGAGAAAACUAAGGAGAAGAUAACUCAGAUGGUGGCCGCAGCACCCUGGUGGCUGCCUGUGGAAGGUGCUGACUGGCGCCAUCCCGAAGGCCCUGAUUCAGAUAUUAAAAACAGAAUGAACCAUCCUGUCACUCAUGUGUCUUGGAAUGAUGCAGUUGAGUACUGCAAAUGGGCUGGGAAAAGGUUACCAACAGAAGCAGAAUUUGAAUACGCAUGCCGAGGAGGGAAAGAUGAUAGAUUAUUUCCUUGGGGUAACAGCGUGAAUCCAAAGGGAGAACACUGGAUGAACAUUUGGCAAGGGGAAUUUCCUGCCUCCAACACCGCUGAGGAUGGCUACAUAGGCACUUGUCCUGUGACAGCAUUCCCUGAACAGAACAAGUUUGGCCUCAAGAACAUCAUUGGUAAUGUUUGGGAAUGGACACAGGAUUGGUGGGAGACCAGAUUUUCUCCAGAGGCCAAGUCUAAUCCAAAAGGCCCAGCAACUGGUGUUGACAAGGUUAAAAAGGGUGGAUCAUUUCAGUGUCAUAAGUCCUACUGUUAUCGCUACAGAUGUGCAGCUCGCAGUCAAAACACGCCAGAUAGUUCUGCAGCAAAUCUGGGAUUUAGAUGCGCCAGUGACAAGCUUCCAAAUGAUUUACAGCACAAGAAGACUGAGUUAUAA
This is a messenger RNA of Candidula unifasciata, 1158 nucleotides long. The record is from the annotation of a GenBank genome assembly. NCBI's taxonomy places the organism in Eukaryota, Metazoa, Mollusca, Gastropoda, Stylommatophora, Geomitridae.